AUGCCCUCGCCGUCCAAGCAGAGGAAAAUUGCCAUUGUUGGCAGCCGCUCCGUCGGCAAAUCCUCUCUUGCAGUUCGUUAUGUCGACGGCCACUUCAUCGAGAGCUACUACCCGACGAUCGAGAACACGUUCAGCAAAGAGAUCAAGUACAAGGGCCAGGAGUUUGCGACCGAAAUCGUCGACACGGCUGGCCAGGACGAAUACAGCAUUCUGAACUCGAAGCAUUUCAUCGGCAUCCAUGGCUACAUGCUCGUCUACUCCGUCGCUUCCAUGCAGUCCUACGAGAUGAUCCAGGUGAUCCGUGACAAGAUCCUCAACCACCUCGGCGUCGACUGGGUUCCGCUAGUCAUUGUCGGCAACAAGAGCGACCUGCGUCCCGAGCAGCGCCAGGUUUCUCUCGAUGACGGCCGCCGCCUGGCCGAGAAAUUUGACUGUGCCUGGACUGAGGCCAGUGCCCGCUUCGACACCAACGUGGCCCGCGCCUUUGAGCUGCUAAUCGGCCAGAUCGAGAAGUCGCAGAACCCCAACGAGCCACAGGACGGCGGAAAGUGCACCGUGAUGUAG
Grosmannia clavigera kw1407 is the source of this 564-nucleotide messenger RNA. Its product is annotated as rheb small monomeric GTPase. Gene Ontology annotation, molecular function: GTPase activity; GTP binding; GDP binding. Gene Ontology annotation, cellular component: plasma membrane. The transcript is spliced from 2 exons. Gene Ontology annotation, biological process: small GTPase-mediated signal transduction. NCBI's taxonomy places the organism in Eukaryota, Fungi, Ascomycota, Sordariomycetes, Ophiostomatales, Ophiostomataceae. The coding region runs from base 1 to 564 and encodes 187 amino acids. The record is from RefSeq and is a predicted model, not a curated record.